AUGACGAACUGGGAGAAAGGUCACUACAUCAACUACAAGAAGAUGUCGGAAAACCUAGCGAUUGUCCGCAGCAGACUCAACCGCCCUCUCACUUAUGCAGAGAAGAUUCUGUAUUCACACUUGGACGACCCGCACGGGCAAGAUAUCGAACGUGGAGUCUCCUACCUCAAACUCAGACCCGACCGAGUCGCCUGUCAAGAUGCCACCGCACAGAUGGCCAUCCUGCAAUUCAUGUCUGCCGGCAUGCCCUCCGUCGCUACACCGACUACCGUCCACUGUGACCAUCUCAUCGAGGCCCAAGUUGGUGGAGAUAAAGAUUUGGAAAGAGCGAAAGACAUCAACAAAGAAGUCUACGAUUUCUUGUCCACUGCUUGUGCGAAGUACAACAUCGGCUUCUGGCGUCCUGGCUCGGGCAUUAUCCAUCAGAUAAUUUUGGAGAAUUAUGCAUUUCCUGGUGGUUUGAUGAUUGGAACCGACUCUCACACUCCCAAUGCUGGUGGUCUUGGUAUGGCUGCCAUUGGUGUCGGUGGAGCGGAUGCGGUCGACGUGAUGGCCAACCUACCUUGGGAAUUGAAGGCACCUAAGGUGAUUGGCGUCAAGCUGACUGGUGAAAUGUCGGGAUGGACUGCUCCAAAGGAUAUCAUCCUCAAGGUGGCAGGUAUCUUGACAGUCAAAGGUGGUACUGGGGCAAUUGUCGAAUAUCAUGGUCCGGGUACCAACAACCUUUCCUGCACCGGCAUGGGCACCAUUUGCAAUAUGGGCGCUGAGAUUGGAGCAACCACUUCUCUCUUCCCGUUCAACGACCGCAUGUACGAUUACCUAGCCGCCACAAAGCGCAAGCACAUCGGUGACUUCGCUCGCGCUUACGCCGCUGAGCUUCACGAGGAUGAAGGUGCCGAGUACGACCAAAUGAUUGAAAUCAACCUCUCCGAACUCGAGCCUCAUAUCAACGGUCCAUUCACCCCGGAUCUGGCCACUCCCAUCUCCAAGUUCGCACAGGCGGUCAAGGAAAACAAAUGGCCCGAGGAACUGAAAGUCGGACUGAUCGGCUCCUGCACGAACUCUUCAUAUGAGGACAUGAGCCGCGCUGCAUCAAUUGCUCAGGAUGCUAUGGACCAUGGCAUCAAAGCCAAAUCUCUGUUCACCGUCACCCCCGGUUCCGAGCAGAUUCGCGCCACCAUCGAGAGAGAUGGUCAGUUGAAGACUCUUGAGGAAUUUGGCGGCGUCAUUCUCGCAAAUGCCUGCGGCCCGUGCAUUGGUCAAUGGGAUCGAAGGGACGUCAAGAAAGGCGAACCCAACUCGAUCAUCUCCUCAUACAACCGAAACUUCACUGGCCGCAACGAUGCCAACCCUGCCACUCACUCCUUCGUCACGUCUCCAGAUUUGGUCGUGGCCAUGACCAUUGCGGGAAAUCUCAACUUCAACCCUCUCACCGACACCUUGAAGGACAAGGAUGGAAACGACUUCAAGCUCAAGCCACCCACCGGUGAAGGCCUGCCUCGCAACGGCUACGACCCGGGCCGUGACACAUACCAAGCCCCACCUGAGGAGCGGAGCCAGGUCGAUGUGAAGGUGUCUCCGACGUCUGACCGUCUUCAAAUCUUGCAACCUUUCGAGCCCUGGGACGGCAAGGACUUCAUCGACCUUCCCAUUCUGAUCAAGACCAAGGGCAAGACCACCACCGAUCACAUCUCCAUGGCUGGGCCCUGGCUCAAGUACCGUGGUCACCUCGACAACAUCUCGAACAACAUGCUGAUCGGUGCCAUCAACGCUGCGAACGGCGAAGCUAACAAGGUCAAGAACUUCAAGACAGGUGAAUGGGAUGCGGUUCCUGCCACUGCUCGCCAGUACAAGAAGGAAGGAAUCAAGUGGGUGGUGAUCGGAGAUUGGAAUUAUGGAGAAGGCUCCUCUCGAGAGCAUGCUGCCCUUGAACCCCGCCACCUUGGAGGUAUCGCCAUCAUCACGCGAAGCUUCGCCCGUAUCCACGAAACCAACUUGAAGAAGCAAGGGAUGCUGCCCUUGACGUUUGCCAAUCCCGAGGACUACGACAAAAUCAACCCUGAUGAUAAGGUCGACUUGUUGAUCACCGACUUGGCCCCCGGCAAGCCUGUGACCAUGAGAGUACACCCCAAGGAUGGCAAGGCUUGGGACUGCGAGUUGCAGCACACCUUCAAUGCGGGUCAGAUUGAAUGGUUCAAGAACGGUAGCGCCCUGAACACCAUGGCCAAGAUGCACGGUUCCCGCUAA
Fonsecaea erecta is the source of this 2247-nucleotide messenger RNA. Its product is annotated as aconitate hydratase, mitochondrial. Gene Ontology annotation, molecular function: 4 iron, 4 sulfur cluster binding; aconitate hydratase activity. The transcript has 8 exons. Gene Ontology annotation, biological process: tricarboxylic acid cycle. Gene Ontology annotation, cellular component: cytosol; mitochondrion. Bases 1 to 2247 code for a protein of 748 amino acids. NCBI's taxonomy places the organism in Eukaryota, Fungi, Ascomycota, Eurotiomycetes, Chaetothyriales, Herpotrichiellaceae. The record is from RefSeq and is a predicted model, not a curated record.